ACAAGAAGCCUCUACGUUAUUCGGCGAGUUCGAAGGAUCGUCUGCAGGAUACGCAGCGCCAUACACACUCUCCGACGACUCGGACACCGCCUUGACACCACUCGACAUGGCCACCUUCGCUGACACGAUGGGGUCGUCGCGCGAGCCUGCCUCCCCUUCACAGCCAUCCCCGCACAUGGGCUACACCGAGCUCUCGCUUCCACCUGGGAUACCCGUGGCGAGCGACCUGUUUGCCCUCUACGAUGAACCUUUUGCCCCCAACUCAUCGUACGAGGAGCCGUUGGUCCCAAUCUCGGGCUUCGACGACCCAGACGACUUGUUCGCGGGGACACGGUUCGGGAACGCGUAUUGGAGGAAUGGGGUGUAUGUGGGGGGCUUUGAGUUUGGUGGUUCGUCGGCGUACUGGGAGAGCAAUUAGAAAGAGUUUUCGCGCGGUUCUAACUCCGCUUGAACACCCUGAUCAGGGCCUCUUCGACCUCACUAUCACGCACAUCAUUCACAUCGGGCUACUGGGACUCGAAUUAGAAAGAGUUUUCGCGCGGUUCUUACACAGCGCACUACUCGACUGCUACAUCGCCUUUCGUGUUCCCUUCGUGUGGCAUAUUCGACCUCACUACCAAGCACAUCAUUCACGUCGCCCUCACCGCCACGCCGACACCAAGACAUGUCUCCCAAACCAUCCACGUACGCUGCAGUCACCGAAGAGGCAAGAGUUUACAAACCCCCUUCCCACCCACCAACACUACCGCUACAACCGCC
Molecule: messenger RNA, 759 nt
Organism: Stereum hirsutum FP-91666 SS1
Lineage: Eukaryota; Fungi; Basidiomycota; Agaricomycetes; Russulales; Stereaceae
Exons: 3
Coding region: 107-418 (103 amino acids)
Source: RefSeq, a predicted model, not a curated record